AUGCUCAGAAACACGAUAAAGUGUACCCAAUCGUCGCCUAAAUACAGAUUAAACAAUACUAUACGUACAUUCAUGAAUUAUCAACCACAGUUAAAUAGCGCUGCUGCUCCUUCUGUGCUCUUUACGGUUCAGGAUACAGCCAGGGUCAUCACACUAAAUAGGCCGAAGAAGCUCAAUGCUCUAGACACCAAAAUGUCGGAAUCUAUGUUCAAGACUUUAAAUGAAUUCGCUAAGAGCAGCACUACCAACUUAAUCAUUUUAAAAUCAUCCAAUCAGCCACGGUCGUUCUGUGCCGGUGGUGAUGUGGCUACUGUCGCAACAAACAAUCUUAACAAAGAGUUUGCCAAAUCUAUCAAGUUUUUCACCGACGAAUAUUCUUUGAAUUUUCAAUUAGCAACUUAUUUGAAGCCGAUUGUCACGUUCAUGGAUGGUAUCACGAUGGGUGGUGGUGUUGGUCUAUCUAUUCAUACGCCCUUUAGAAUUGCCACUCAAAACACAAAGUGGGCCAUGCCUGAGAUGGACAUAGGCUUUUUUCCAGAUGUGGGUUCAACUUUUGCCCUCCCUAGAAUCGUGACGUUAGCUAACUCAAACUCACAGAUGGCUUUGUAUCUAUGUCUCACAGGAGAAAUUAUUAAUGGAGCAGAUGCGUAUAUGCUUGGUUUAGCAUCACAUUACGUUAGCAGUGAAAACCUAAACGCUUUGCAAAAAAGAUUGGGUGAAAUUAGCCCUCCUUUCAAUAACGAUUCGCAGUCUUCAUAUUUCUUUGAAAUGGUCAACGAAUCAAUCAAUGAAUUUGUAUCACCAUUACCGAAAGAUUAUGUUUUCAAAUAUUCCAACGAGAAGCUCAACGUAAUUGAAGUUUGUUUUAACUUGUCAAAAAAUGGUACCAUUGAGGACAUAAUUGAUAACUUGAAUCAAUAUGAAGGUCCGGUUGAGGGUAAGAUUUUUGCACAAGAAAUUAAAACAAAAAUCUUAACGAAAUCGCCAUCCUCUCUGCAAAUUUGCUUGAGAUUGAUGCAAGAGAACUCUAGAGAUCACAUAGAAUCGGCUAUCAAAAGAGACUUAUACACAGCAGCUAAUAUGUGCAUGAACCAGGAUUCCUUAGUGGAAUUUUCAGAAGCCACUAAGCAUAAACUUAUCGAUAAGCAAAAGAUCCCGUAUCCAUGGACCAAGAAGGAACAAUUAUUUGUAUCUCAGUUGACAUCUAUCACGUCGCCUAAACCAUCAUUACCAAUAUCGCUACUAAGAAAUACCUCGAAUGUUACUUGGACCCAGUACCCCUAUCACUCGAAAUACCAAUUGCCAACAGAACAGGAAAUUGCUGCAUAUAUUGAAAAGAGAACAAAUGAUGAUACUAGCGUUAAAGUUACCGAGAAUGAAGUAAUAGAUCACUUUGCCAAUGCGAUUCCUUCUAGAAGAGGGAAACUGGGCAUUCAGUCACUAUGUCAGCUUGUUUGUGAAAGAAAAUGUGAAGAAGUCAACGAUGGCUUGAGAUGGAAAUAA
Messenger RNA from Saccharomyces mikatae IFO 1815, 1503 nucleotides. It is a transcript of the gene EHD3, whose product is annotated as mitochondrial 37S ribosomal protein mS47. Lineage: Eukaryota; Fungi; Ascomycota; Saccharomycetes; Saccharomycetales; Saccharomycetaceae. The transcript has a single exon. Gene Ontology annotation, molecular function: 3-hydroxyisobutyryl-CoA hydrolase activity. The record is from RefSeq and is a predicted model, not a curated record. Gene Ontology annotation, cellular component: mitochondrion. Bases 1 to 1503 code for a protein of 500 amino acids. Gene Ontology annotation, biological process: L-valine catabolic process.